AUGAAAACACAAAUCAAUAUAGAGAAGAGUGCUUCUCAAGUUACCUUUAUCUCCGCCGUAUCCUCAUCCUCCUCCUCCGCCGCCGCAGCCUCAUUGUCCUCACCUACAACAUCUUCUUCUUCUUCAUCAACAACUUCUAAUUUUCUUGAGAAUGCCAACUCUAAAAGAAAAGCAUCUCGAACAAGAUCAUCAUCAGGAUCAUUAGCCGUUCAAGAAGAUGAUCAAGGCCAAGAAAAACGGCGAAAGAUCAACAGCGGAGACAAGCAUCCGACGUAUAGAGGAGUAAGGAUGAGGAGUUGGGGAAAAUGGGUGUCCGAGAUUAGAGAGCCGAGGAAGAAAUCAAGAAUAUGGCUCGGGACCUUUCCAACCGCUGAGAUGGCCGCUCGAGCUCAUGACGUGGCGGCUUUAGCCAUCAAAGGUUCAACGGCUUACCUAAAUUUUCCUGAAUUAUCCGGCGAGCUUCCUCGUCCGGUUACCAAUUCUCCUAAAGACAUUCAAGCCGCAGCCACAUCCGCCGCCGUCGACUGGCAAGACUCCGGCAACAACAAUAGCGACCGUGUGAUUAGUUCUGAUGUAGCUGAACUCGAGCCGAGUGGAGCUGUUGUGGCUCAAUCGUUGUCAAGCAGCGUGGUGUGUUCUUCAGAUACUGUGACGACGACGAGGCAAGAGUCGUCGGAAACUUCGUGUGCUUCGACGACUUCGUGCACGCACAAAGACAGCGAAGAAGAGAAGCUGUUUGAUUUGCCGGAUUUGUUCAGUGAUGAGAAUGAGAUGAUGAUACCACACGAUGCAUUUUGUUAUGAUGCUUCUACGUGGCAGCUCUGUGGAGCUGAUGCAGGGUUUCGGCUUGAAGAGCCGUUUUAUUGUCUCAAUGACUAA
This is a messenger RNA of Microthlaspi erraticum, 879 nucleotides long. NCBI's taxonomy places the organism in Eukaryota, Viridiplantae, Streptophyta, Magnoliopsida, Brassicales, Brassicaceae. The record is from the annotation of a GenBank genome assembly.